CUCCCCCACAACCUGCGCUGCAGCUGCGGAGCCGCGUGAGUGAAUGAAUGAAUGGGCUGCCUGCAGGGAAGUGACGGCCCCAUGGCUGAGGAAGGAGAUCUCCCCCUUCGUGUCACCAGCGCGGCGCUGAGGAGCGUGGUGAGCGGUCGCCAUGCCGACCACUACGGGAGGGUGGUGGACUUUGUGGACGUUGUUUGGCAACAGGCGUCAAGCCUCAUCACUUACCAACAUUACCUCAAGCUCACCCUUGCCUUUAAAGCCAAGCUGGUCAUGGAGAUGUUCGUGAGGCAGUGCAGCCUGUUGGACAUCCUGCAGACCCUCGACAAAUACUUCCCCCCACAGUCUUCAGCCGAUCCCCGGGCGUCCAGGACGGAGGUGGUGAAGGAGCAGCAGUGUCGGCUGCAGUUCCGCCGCCUGGUUCUGCGGCUGGUACGAGACGGGGCUUACCGUCACCACUUCCUGCAGGGCGAUGUGGAGCAGGAGUUUGGUGCCCUGUUCAUGGCCGCUGCCCAGGCACUGCUCUGGGAGUUCCUGGAGAGGAUCGAGAACAUCCUGCCGCCCCUCCGCAUUGAGCAGACCCGGGCCGGUUCCAUGGACACAGGCAGCAUCUCCCCGGACAAGCAACCCCUUGCAGAUUGCAGCCGGACCCUUCCUGACCGCCUCCUCCAUCCACCGCAGCAGCGGCAGCAGCACCGGAGCGGGAACAAUGGAAGCGCCAGCGAGACGGACCCGGAGCGCGGAGUGGCGCCGCCGGGUAGCCGGUGCCUGGCGUCCUCGAUGGGGAGCGGGGAGAGGCGACUGGCUCGGAGCUCCCCGGGAGGCGGCGGUGGGGAGGCUCGGCCACGCAGUCCCCGGUCUCCGGUCUUCUCCUCCUUUCACUUUGACCAGUGGUCGGAUGAGGAACCGGGGCGCUGUCCGCCGCUGCCCCGAUCCCCCCCGGAUCCCCUGCAGUCCCAGCGGGCGGAAUCCCUCCCAGCCGGAGCUGCCACCGUCUGUGACCAGCGCGGCCGCUCAGGAGCCGGUCGUGCCGGGACAUCCAGGGGCCCAGGCACCGCGGGCCGAGGGUCGAGGUCACUUGGCAGGCUGACGCACCUGGGCCUCGACCUCCAGCGCUUGUCCAGCGCCCCGGUGCCGCGGGAGGUUGGGGAGCAGCUCGCCCGUUGCCCGCAGUUCCAACCCACGGUUCUCUUGGUGCGACUGAGCGACGGGCAGAGGCCCCAGGGGGACACCGCUCCAGCGGGCAGAGACCAGCAGCACCGCCCCACAGCAGUGCGUGGGGGGCCGGUGUAUAUGGGAAUGGAGAGUGAGGAGGGAAGCCUGCUGUGGGGCGAGUCCCCGCUGUCUGACCCCAGCGACAACGAUUAUUACCCUUUCUGUAGCCAGGAUGUGGCGCAAGUCCACUGGUUGUGGCGGAACAGCCUCGGACAGUUUACCACAAGAUACCGCCAUGUGGAUGGGAACCCGGACUAACGCCGCCGCCCAGCGCAGGGCAGCCCGGGCAUCGCCACCGUUACACUGCGGGGUAGAGGGCGCGGGACCGUGGUCGGUGCUACAACAAACACCUCCCUCUUCCCGGCAGCUUUCCACCCGCCCGCCUGCUCAUAGCUGGGGCUGUGAUCCCGCAGCACCCUGGCCAUCCUCGCCUCAUUUCAUCUUCACUGGGAGGGUUGGGGGUGGGGGUGGGGGUUGUGGAUCAUUUCUCCAGUAACUUUGAAUCUCAACUCUGGCAACGUCCGAGACAUGUGGAACAGCAGGUGCUGGAGGAACUCCGCGGGUCGGGCAGCAUCUGUGGAAGGAAUGUACAGACGACACUUCUGGUCGAGCCUGAAUGGGACAAGAGCUGUAUCAACGGCUCCACCUGUGGGCUUGAAGCUGGUGGAUUUGAGUUUUGGGAUGUCGGCUGGAGGCCGUGUCCGGGAGCCGGUCCGGCGGUGGGAGGUUUAGGAACUUUCUCCGGCCUGGUGAAUCUUGUCGACUGUCCGCGCCUCCCUCGUCUCUCCUCUGCCUCUCAUCUCCCCCCAGCGGACUCUCCCCGAACAUGGAUGUUCACCUCGGUGAGAGCGGUGAAGAAGUUCACGAGUGGAGGAACACUUUGCUCUGGGCCUGGCAGGGUCAGUUAUGGGACAAAUACAGGCUCGUCUCUGCAGUAUUUGAACAUAUUGAACAUGACUAUUGUAACUAUGUUUGCAAUAAAUUAUUUUGAUUUA
This is a messenger RNA of Amblyraja radiata (thorny skate), 2207 nucleotides long. RefSeq lists its product as uncharacterized. Gene Ontology annotation, molecular function: telomeric repeat DNA binding. Lineage: Eukaryota; Metazoa; Chordata; Chondrichthyes; Rajiformes; Rajidae. The record is from RefSeq and is a predicted model, not a curated record. The transcript is spliced from 8 exons. The coding region runs from base 52 to 1470 and encodes 472 amino acids. Gene Ontology annotation, cellular component: shelterin complex. Gene Ontology annotation, biological process: regulation of telomere maintenance via telomere lengthening; telomere capping.